AUGAAUGAAGGGCGUCGAACGAUAAUACAUUUGCUUGACGGGCAGAAAUUGGAAAUCGUGGUACAGCCAAGGCUGUUUGUUGAGGAGCUUCUGAACAUUGCAGCCAGCCAUGUAUCAUUGAAGGAUCCUGACAAACAGUAUUUUGGAAUCGCCUAUGUUGAUGAAUUGUUUUUUGUCGAUUCUGUUGUAGCACUGUAUCAUCCGUCCACAGUAGAGCUUUAUUUCUAUGAUACUCAAGCGCAAUUGUGCAGGAGCACUUUGGAGCUGCGUGAUUUGGAAUAUUACAAAGCUGUUGCGUAUUUCCUACAAAUUUUUGAUGGGGAUUUUACCACUGAAGAACGAGCGCGAUCUCUUCUAAGUGCAAUAAAAAUGCCAAAGCAUUUUGUAAAACUUUAUGGUGUGUCUAGUUAUACCUGUGAGGACAAUAUCCUUGCUGUUUACAAGGAAAUAGUUGGUACUCCAAGAGGGGACGCUAUCUUAAAGUUUAUGCAAAUUGCUGAGCGUUCUCCCACUUAUGGAAGUCACUUUUAUCAAGCUCGUGAUAAAGCCGGGACACCUUGGGCAGUGGCGAUUAAUAGUCGUGGGAUUUAUCAGUAUAACAUGAACGAUUUAUCAAAACCCAAAAAGGCGUUCAACUGGAGGUUUCUCGACAAUCUUUAUUAUAGAGAUAGGAAGUUCACAAUUGAAGUACGGGAUUACCAACGACAUUUAAGGGUGUCACGGUCAUCUGGCGAUCUGAACAGCAUUUUUGGUGAAGAUUUAGACUCCGAAGACGAACUGGCGAAGGCAGCGUUUGACCCAACGACAAAUUUGUCUGUAACGCGAAGAGCAGCUCCCUCCUCAGUUCACGUCCACGUCUUCUUCUGCGAAUCUGCUUUUGUGUGUAAGACACUUUGGUCGGCAGCGAUUGCGCAACACCAGUUUUAUUUAGAUCAGCGCGCAAAUUUCAGCUCGAAGGUAUGUUAG
Molecule: messenger RNA, 966 nt
Organism: Enterobius vermicularis (human pinworm)
Lineage: Eukaryota; Metazoa; Nematoda; Chromadorea; Rhabditida; Oxyuridae
Source: the annotation of a GenBank genome assembly